AUGACUGGCAGAGACGCAGGACAGGCUGAUCCAACACAACAGGCAAGCGCCUUGCGGAUGCAGAUGGGCCAAGCCAGAGCUCCUUUACUGAAAUACCUUGACCUAAUAUUGCCAAGAACAAAACGCUGCCAUAGAUGUGCCAAGAACAAAGACAGUUUACUGGCUGGUUUUUUUUCCGUUUCAGAGACGUGUCUUCUUCCUGUCACAGAGAUGCGUCAGGCUGCUGCCUACCGACCCCCAAAGCUGCCCGGAGCUCCUAGUCCCGACUCUGCAGCCCGCAGCGUCCGUGUGGAGCCGGGCGCUGCCUGCCCGGUGUUUGGGGCUGGUUUGCCUUUGGCAAGCGUGCCUCCUGCCUCUCAUCCCUGCCAGCGAGACGCUGGCGUCAGCUUCGUCAGCAGCGCUUGGAGUGGUCGCCUUGCCUGCUCCUGUCGCUUGGGAUACUCUGCAGUUGCUCUUAAUCAUGUCAUCGAUUUUAAAGAAAAGAAACAGGAAAUUGUCAAGCCAGUAUCUCCUUCAGAGUUGUUUCCAUCUUUGCCUAUUGUACAAGGGACCUCUAAAAGAAUUAAAGUUUUAACCCGGCUAACGCUUGUUGUUUCUGAUCCUUCCCACUGUAAUCUCUUGAGAUCAACAUCUGCAAAUAUAAGGUUAUAUGACAUCAUAGCAGUAUUUCCGAAGACUGAGAAACUGUUCCAUAUCGCUUGCACAACUCUAGAUGUGGAUCUGGUAUGCAUAAAUGUAACAGAAAAGCUGCCAUUCUACUUCCGAAGGCCCCCUGUGAAUAUGGCAAUAGAUCGAGGCAUUUACUUUGAACUUCUUUACACGCCUGCCAUCAAAGACUCCACAAUGAGAAGAUACACAAUUUCAAAUGCGAUCAGCCUGAUGCAGAUCUGCAAAGGAAAGAACAUUGUUAUAUCUAGUGCAGCUGAAAGGCCUCUAGAACUACGAGGUCCUUAUGACGUGGCUAAUCUAGGUUUGCUGUUUGGCCUGUCAGAAAGCGAAGCCAAGGCAGCCGUGUCUACCAACUGCAGAGCCACCAUGCUUCAUGGAGAAACUCGGAAGAGUGCCUGUGGGGUAGUGUACACGCUGAAGAAGCCUCGCAAGGUUGAGGAGGAAGAAACAACGCUGCCAGCCUGCAAAAAGCUAAGACUCAAGCUUGAGGACUGAACCAAAUGUCAGCAGGAGCCUCCAGCCCAGCUCUACCAAGUGCUGAGUCUUCCCCCACCCUCCAGCCAGUCCAGUUCCUCCCUUACUACUGUAUUUAGCCUGGAGAAGAAUUAUUAUUCUGGUGUUCAAGUGAGAAAAGCUGUGGGAAUGAGUCUGCUGAGUGGCAGUUCACCACAUGUGAAAGGUCAUUCUGGGCUUGUGGCCAAGAUCAGGAGACCAUCUCCCCACCCUGUCUUAGGUCUUCUGGAGUUAGUGCAAACUCAACAUUUCUGACGUACAGAAAUUUUCAGUUGUACAAGUGCAUUC
This is a messenger RNA of Opisthocomus hoazin, 1470 nucleotides long. The record is from RefSeq and is a predicted model, not a curated record. NCBI's taxonomy places the organism in Eukaryota, Metazoa, Chordata, Aves, Opisthocomiformes, Opisthocomidae.